Messenger RNA from Danio rerio (zebrafish), 5185 nucleotides. RefSeq names its product SIN3 transcription regulator family member Aa (gene sin3aa). The record is from RefSeq and is marked provisional. NCBI's taxonomy places the organism in Eukaryota, Metazoa, Chordata, Actinopteri, Cypriniformes, Danionidae. Gene Ontology annotation, molecular function: RNA polymerase II-specific DNA-binding transcription factor binding; transcription corepressor activity. Gene Ontology annotation, biological process: negative regulation of transcription by RNA polymerase II; regulation of DNA-templated transcription. Gene Ontology annotation, cellular component: nucleolus; protein-containing complex; nucleus.
GUUAGUUGAUUUUAAAACUACAUUUUAAUGUGUUUUAUCCGUGUUUCACGCAGAAUUUUAGCAUUUCAGCGAUAUUUUAACUGCUUUGGUGAACUGCAAGCGCAGCUAACAUAAGCGGGUCUUGGUGCCCUCUGAGUAUGAGUACAGCAUGAGGAGGCGUUUAGAGGAUCAGGAGCCAGUGUUCACCCCACAACAACGCCGGCUUCCCGGCAGCACUGAGGGCUUCCAGCACAGGGUUCUGGCCCCAGCGCCUGCUGUAUUCGAGGCGGUGGCUGACAGCAUGCAGCCCACUCCAGGAAUACAGUACCCGCUUCCUCAAGCAUACCAGGUGUCCACAGUGGCCCAGAGCUCCAGUGGUCACAGUCACACUCCUAGUCCGGCAGUGCACAGCGGGCCGCAUCACCAUGGCCCGGCGGCGGCUCAAGCCCACGCUCCUCCACCCGUACAGGGUCACGCUCAUCCGCCCACCCCGUCUGCAUCCACACAGGGCCAGCAGCAGUUCCAGAGACUCAAGGUGGAGGAUGCUCUGUCUUACCUGGAUCAGGUAAAGCUCCAGUUUGGCAAUCAGCCACAGGUCUACAAUGACUUCCUGGAUAUUAUGAAGGAGUUUAAAUCUCAGAGUAUUGACACCCCAGGCGUAAUCAGCAGGGUGUCGCAGCUCUUUAAGGGUCACCCUGAUCUCAUUAUGGGGUUCAACACGUUUCUUCCACCGGGAUACAAGAUUGAAGUUCAGACCAAUGACCUGGUCAACGUGACUACACCUGGUCAGAUCCACCACAUCACACCUCACGGCAUCUCCGUGCAGAACAUCCCCAUCGUACCGCCUCCACCGCCCUCACAGCAGCAGAACCAGAUCACCACAAACCCUCCCAAUCUGGCAACCACACCUCCUGCUCAACCUGCACCCAAAACCAAGCCUCUGCAGUCUCCAGUUUUGACUCCGAGCAGUCAGCCCAAUCCGUCUAUCCCUCCAUACGCAUCUCCGCGUUCGCCACCGCUGCAGCCCAACACCCCGGUCAGCAGCAUGCCUAUCGCCCCGCCACUGCAGAACAACCAGCCCGUGGAGUUCAACCACGCCAUCAACUACGUCAACAAGAUCAAGAACCGCUUCCAGGGCCAGCCCAACAUCUACAAGUCCUUCCUGGAGAUCCUGCACAAAUACCAGAAGGAGCAGCGUAACGCUAAAGAAGCUGGCGGCAGCUACACCCCAGUUCUGACUGAACAGGAGGUUUACGCUGAAGUAGCUCAACUCUUCAAAAACCAGGAAGAUCUGCUCUCCGAGUUCGGACAGUUCCUUCCGGACGCCAACAGCACUAUGCUGCUGGGCAAGACGACAGCGGAGAAAGCCGAAUCUGUGCGUAAUGAUCAUGGAGGAACGGUAAAGAAACCGCAGCUCAAUAACAAACAGAGGCCCAAUCAGAAUGGCUGUCAGAUACGCAAGCACUCGACUACAGCCAUCACACCACCUGUCAAGAAAAAGCUCAAGUUAAUGAACAUAAAAGAUUCAUCCGGAGCAGAAGCUGGAAAACACGGCGGAGGAACCGAGUCUCUUUUCUUUGAAAAAGUGCGGAAGGUUUUACGCAGCGCUGAGGCCUAUGACAACUUCCUUCGGUGCCUGGUCAUCUUUAACGAGGAGAUCAUUUCCCGUGCUGAGCUGGUGCAACUUGUGGUUCCUUUCCUUGGCAAAUUUCCUGAGCUGUUCACUUGGUUUAAGAACUUCCUUGGAUAUAAGGAGAUGUCACACCUGGAGACGUACCCGAAGGAAAGAGCCACUGAAGGAAUUGCCAUGGAAAUCGACUACGCUUCCUGCAAGCGUCUGGGCUCCAGUUACCGAGCGUUACCCAAGAGCUACCAGCUGCCCAAGUGCACAGGCAGAACAGCGAUCUGUAAAGAAGUGCUGAAUGAUACCUGGGUUUCGUUUCCCUCCUGGUCUGAGGACUCCACCUUUGUGAGCUCCAAGAAGACUCAGUAUGAAGAGCACAUGUACAGAUGUGAGGACGAGCGCUUCGAGCUGGAUGUGGUACUGGAAACCAACCUGGCCACCAUUCGCGUGCUGGAGACCACGCAAAAGAAGCUGUCUCGAAUGUCAGCCGAGGAACAGGCCAAAUUCAGACUAGACAACACUCUGGGCGGCUUCUCUGAGAUCAUUCAUAGAAAAGCCAUACAGAGGAUAUACGGAGACAAAGCUCCAGACAUCAUAGACGGACUGAAGAAGAAUCCGGCGGCUUCUGUUCCCAUCGUUCUUAAGAGGCUAAAGCUGAAGGAAGAAGAGUGGCGUGAAGCUCAGAGGGGCUUUAACAAGAUCUGGAGGGAGCAGAACGAGAAGUACUAUCUGAAAUCUCUGGACCAUCAAGGCAUUAACUUCAAACAGAACGACACUAAAGUGCUGCGCUCCAAAACACUCCUCAAUGAGAUCGAGAGCAUCUUUGAUGAGCGGCAAGAGCAGGUUUCGGAGGACAACAGCAGCACAACGGCUAGCAGCCCUCACCUGACGCUAACCUACGAAGACCAUCAGAUUUUAGAAGAUGCGGCGGCGCUAAUAAUUCACCACGUGAAACGCCAAAGCAGCAUCAACAAAGAGGACAAAUACAAAAUCAAGCAGAUCGUCUACCACUUCAUCCCCGACAUGCUGUUCGCCCAGAGAGGAGUUUUGUCAGACGUGGAGGAAGAGGACGAAGAGGAAGACAUGGAGCUCGAUGAAGGGGCAUCCAAAAAGCACAACGGGCUCGCUGGAGGAGCUAGCGCAAGCCCUACUAAAUCCAAACUGCUGUUUAGCGCGUCCACGGCUCAGCGGCUUCGCUCUUGUGAGGACGCGUAUAAUCUGUUUUACGUCAAUAACAACUGGUACAUCUUUCUUCGGCUGCAUCAGAUCUUGUGUUCGCGAUUGCUGAGACUUUACGCGCAGGCCGAGCGGCAGAUCGAAGAGGACAUGAGGGAGCGCGAGUGGGAGCGGGAGGUGCUUGGACUCAAACGAGACAAAAAUGAAAACACCGCCGUUCAGCUGCGUCUGAAGGAGCCCAUGGAUGUGGAAGUGGAGGAUUAUUACUCUGCGUUUCUGGAGAUGGUGCGAAACCUGCUGGAUGGGAAUAUGGAGGCAUCUCAAUAUGAGGAUUCUCUGAGAGAGAUGUUCACCAUUCACGCUUACAUCGCCUUCACCAUGGACAAACUCAUCCAGAAUAUAGCUAGACAGCUCCAGCACAUUGUGAGCGAGGAGAUCUGCGUUCAGGUGACGGAGCUGUACCUGGUUGAGAGUGGUCACUCGUCCACCGGAGGGUCUUUGCUCACUCAGAGCAGCAGAGCUCAGGCUGAAGCCUCAUAUCAGCGCAAAGCAGAGCAGCUCAUGUCUGAUGAAAACUGCUUUAAGCUGAUGUUCCUGAAGAGCAGAGGAAACGUUCAGCUCACGGUGGAGCUGCUGGACACAGAGGAAGAAAACUCAGAUGGGCCGAUGGAGAUCGAGCGCUGGUCCGAUUAUGUCAUGCGAUAUCUGUCGGCUGAUUUCACGUCUCCAGACCUGAAGGAUCAUCUCUCCCAGAAGCCUGUGUUUCUGCCCAGAAACCUGCGACGCAUCCGCAAGUGUCAGCGAGGCUGCGAGGCUCAGGAGAAGGAGCUGAAGGACGGAGAGAGAAAGGAGAACGCAGACAGCAUGAAGAUGGAGUGCAUGUUCAAACUCAACUCCUACAAGAUGGUGUACGUCUUCAAAUCCGAGGAUUACAUGUACAGACGCACUGCGCUGCUCAGAGCCCAUCAGUCUCAUGAACGAGUGAGCACCCGUCUGCACCAGCGCUUUCACGCCUGGAGUCAGCGCUGGGCCAAGGAGCACGUGACCCGGGACAUGGCUGCCGAAACCAGCCGCUGGCUCAUGGGAGAGGGUCGAGAGGGACUGCUGCCCUGCUCCACCAGCUGUGACCCCGAAAUCCUUCACUUCCAGCGCAUCAACAAAUACAGAGUCAAAUACGGCCCCACCAACAAGCCCCAGUGACAUCAGUGGAUAAGGCGGAGCUCGGCUGAUGAGGGCGGAGCUCAGCGGUGAGAUUUCAUGUGACCCACGUUGAGGUUUUUAACAGUGUUUCUUUUUUUCCUCUUUUUUUUUAUAAGCUCCUGCAUAAAGCGCAGAUCACCCAGUGCCAAAAAAACACAGGGGUGAAGACCUGUCAGUCAAACCCAGCCGGACCAAUCAGCACAGCUCUCACAGUUUAGACCAGCCCACAAAUCUAAUACAUUGGAUUCUUCUUACUAAUAUUAUUUUGAGCUUCACAGGCAGAACAUGUGUAUGAAAAUAAAGCAAAAAUGUUUCGGGGGAUAAGUGCACUUAACUGUAACGUGAACUAAAAUCUGAGGUGCGAAUUCAGCAUUAGAAUUAACCGGAUUUCACUUUUAGAAAUGAAACAAGUUUCAAAAAAUAUAGAGAGAUUUAAAUGGACAGCAAUAAAAGAUAGAAGACAUGUUAUGAAUCAGAAAAACACUUAUUUCUGCACCAGCUUUCAGCGAAUAUGACCUGUGAACCACACACACACACACACACUUUCAAUAGUUUGUAAAUACAGUGUAAAUAUCGCCAGACCUUUUUUAUGCCAGAUGUGUGUUGUGUUUAGUGUGUUAGUGUGGCGUUUAGGGAGAAAGGAAAGAAAAAGAAGCGAGAACCACAUGUGAAAAGGAUGGUUUAUUACAGUUUUUACCAAAGGGAGUCGGUUACUAUUGUUAUUCUAAACGUUGGGGUUUGUUUUCUUUCUCUAUUUGUGCGUUUCUUUUUUUCCUUAUCUGUCUCUUUCUUUCUUUUUUUUUUUUCUUAGUAAAAAUGUUAAUUUUGCAAAGUAGAAAUGUAUCCAGGUUCUUGUUUUUGGAAAUGGAAGUUUUUAUAAGAAAAAAAGAAAUGGAAAAAAGCAAUUUUAAUUUUCGAGGUUUGAAUAUGGAUCUGGUUUCCGUACACUUUUAUCACCGAGCGUUUUUCGGAUAAACCUUCAAAGCUGUGUCCUCUGGCAGACGCUCCUGAAUGUAAAGGUCUUCUCUUUCUCGUCGUCAGAGGCUUCGGUCUUCACUCUGGAUAGAUUUCUGCUGGACAAAUCUAAAUAUAAAUAUAUAUACACAUUUUAAAAAUGAGUCACAAAGCAUGUCUUUUCUGUGGAUCAUUAUAGACCCUUUAUUUGCAUAUUAUUUAAAUUAAUAAAAAUUACAUUUGUAGCAUAAA